Aphanomyces invadans is the source of this 1721-nucleotide messenger RNA. RefSeq lists its product as hypothetical. The record is from RefSeq and is a predicted model, not a curated record. The transcript is spliced from 10 exons. The annotation marks the transcript as partial. NCBI's taxonomy places the organism in Eukaryota, Oomycota, Saprolegniomycetes, Saprolegniales, Verrucalvaceae.
CGAUGUGCUGGGGUGACGUAGGAGGCGGAGUUCUUCAAGUCUCUCCAACUCGAGAUCGUCCACGCGGCCAACACGGCGACAUGGGCGAUAAAUUUUAUGUCAUCUUUUCGGGCACGGUCCAAGUGCGCAAAGCCAUGGUCAAUCCAAACGGCGACAGCGUAGAGAAUGCCGUGUGCGAACUUCGUCCAGGCGACUGCUUUGGCGACCGCGCUCUCACGGGUGCAUGGAACGAAAUGCUUCCUCGAGAAGCGUCGAUCAUUACCAUUUCCAACUUGACAGAACUCGCCUUCAUGGACAAGAUAUCGUACUCGCGCGUGAUGCGGGACAGGACGUCUGAGAUGCACCUCGAUAUGCCCAAGGUCGCUGGUCUCGACGUGGCCAAGCGCUUUCGCUCCAACAAAGACAUUGUUCGAACGAUAUUCCUCCAGCCCGCCCACGAGCGCACCGAGCGCGACCUCAAGUUUGCUGUCGAGUACCUAAAAGGCGUCAAAUUUUUCGCCAGGUUCUCGUUCGAGGUCCGGAAGCAAUUGUGCAAAGCCCUGCGGCUCGUUUGCGCAUGGACCAACACGGUCGUAUUUGAAGAGGGGCACCUGGGCCACCACUUUUACAUUCUCUUUGGCGGCAGCGUCGAAGUUUUGAUUAGCACCACGAACCGGUCACGAGAACGUCCUUGGAAAGCGCGCGCGAUGGUGCUGACAGUCGUCGGUCGGAUAUGUAGGUACGACGCCACUGUGCAAAACGUUGUGUCGACGCUCAAGGAAGGCGACACAUUUGGCGAACUUGCGUUGUCAGAGGAGAAUGGAGUUCGCCGCGCGACGGUGGUCGCAACAGAGUACUCGGAGUUUCUGACGUUGAGCCGCGACGAGUACAUCCCGUUGAUUCAAAAGUACCAAAACCAGUACCACACCGAGUACGUGCGCAUGCUGCAGCAGAACCCAUACUUUAUGGGCGACGCAUGGGACGUCCACACGCUGGAAGCGAUGUGCGCGGUCAUGGCUGAAAAGUACGUGCCCUUUCAAGGCGUGAUCUGCGAGCAGGGGUCGCGUGCGUCCGAGAUGUUUAUCGUUGUGCGAGGAGAAUGUGUUGCCCAGUAUGACACGAUGGACCCAUAUACUAACGAGGUAUUGGAAUCGAAGCGCCCGACCUCAGCGCUGGACCCGACAGGCCAUCCAAGUUGGGCUCGAGCGGUAUGGUCCGAACAGCGUCAUCGGAUGCGCCGAAGCGACGGCGGGCAAGUUCAACGACGUGUACAUUCGGCCAGCGUCCAUCGUGGCGGCGUCGCCAGUAAAGGUGCUCGUGUUGUCGCGGUUUGACAUUUUCCACCUCCUUUCCCCCGAAGCUCGCGACGGACUCCAGCGGCGGAGCAACGAUCCAGACGCGGAGACCCUCGACGCGCGGAUCUUAAAGACGAUCGUGUGGGAAAAGUACCGAACCAACUUUAUCGCGGACUUGCACGUCGAGAAGGCAUCGUCGGCGGGUCGUUCGAACACGAAGUCGACGCCAGAGCUUCGAAUGAAGGAUCUUGCACUUGUCCAGGAAAAGACGGCAGAGUCCCCUUCAAAGCUCCGAGGGAAUUUACCGCUCGUCAAGCGUACGAUGGACCUGCACGGCAGGAAAGUGGUCGAAUCAGGCGAGCUUCACCUUCAUCCUCGACCCAAGCUCACGUACUCGACGUCGCAUGGACACUUGAACCUUUCCUCAACACACUUGCACGGUCCCUG